AUGGCUAUGGAGAAAGCCCAGACCCAACCAAUACCAAAAGGACUGGACGCGAAACAAGUCAUCACUACUGAAGUUCUCCAAACUAGAUCUGAUCCAACAGCAGUGGCACAAAUCAGCAACCCCAACAACAACAAAACAAGCAAACAUAAGUGCAGACUUGUAUUGGACUGUGGCUCACAGAGGAGUUACAUAACUGUACGGGCUGCUUCCAAACUACAGCUAUUACCGGAUAAUGAAGACCGACUCUUAGUGUUCACGUUUGGAGAAACUAUUCCAAAGGAAAUGCCGAGCCCUUCAGUGGAAGUUGUGUUAGAAACCAAGCGUGGCACCAAAAAACAAGUAAGAGUAAAUAUCGUUCCACAUAUUACUGAGAAGUUACCGAUAGCUAAAUUUGAUCACUCAAGGGUUGAUCUAGCGGCCGAUGACGAUUCUAUUGGUGAAAAUGUGAACCUCUUAAUAGGGAACGAUUAUUAUGAAGGUUUCAGACGUCAAGAGAAGAUACAACUUAAGGAUAACCUGUAUUUGAUCGAUACUGACUUUGGUUGGCUGUAUUCUGGAGAUGAAAACCGUAAACGCACUACCCCAGAAAAUAUUCUAACUGUGACUACUUACUGCCACUGUCAUAGUUCAAGCUGCCCUUAUUUUACCGAACCGGACUUACCGCUCAGGAACAUUGAUAUUAAAUUUCUAUGGUCUCUUGAGUGUAUUGGCAUAAAUGACUCUCCAAAAGCCACUAGACAAGAGGAAGCUGUAAAACAUUUCAAUGACACCAUACAAUACAACAAUGGACGUUAUGAAGUAACGUGGCCAUGGAUUGAAUAUCCACCUCAGCUUCCUGUAAAUUUCGGCAUGGCGUUAGGAAGACUGAAGAGCUUGGUCAAUAGAUUGGAUUCAGCAACGCUGCAAGAAUAUGAUGAUAUUCUGAAGGAGCAACUAAACGGAAAUGUCAUUGAAAUAGUUGAACCACAUAGGAAUGACACCGAACACCCUGUGCACUACCUUGCUCAUCACAUUGUAAAAAAUGAAGGAAAACGCGGGAGGAUUGUGUACGAUGCUUCAAUGAGAAGCAUGGACAAGAAAAGCCUGAACGAAUGUCUGUAUAGUGGGCCCUCCAUGCUUGAGGAUCUCACAGCCCUUCUUCUGAAGUUUAGGACAAAGAAAAUAGCAAUCGUCGCCGAUGUAGAAAAGGCAUUCUUGCAGGUAGGACUUCAAGAGAAGGACCGUGAUGUGACAAGAUUUCUGUGGGCUAAAGACAUCACAAAGGACCUAACGGGAGACAAUCUGUUAUAUCUACGAUUUUGCCGAGUCCCGUUUGGCAUAAUUUCAAGUCCGUUUCUCCUGACAGCGACUAUUAGAUAUCACAUGUCACAGACAGAUGGAAACUUACUGAAGGAUAUAGCUAACAAUUGUUAUGUAGACAAUCUAGUAACUGGAGCGAACUCUGUGAAAGAAGCGCAAGAAAUUUAUGAAAAGACGAGAGAAACCUUUGGGCAAAUAUCUAUGAAUAUAAGAGAUUGGUUAUCAAAUAAUAAGGAAUUUCUUGAUCUUGUGCCUUCAGAGCAGCAAGCAAAACAUGAAAAUACAGUAAAAAUUCUUGGAUUGUCGUGGAACGUGAAAAGGGACACCGUGAAAUUAAGAAUUACUGAUCAACACUUUGACAAAGAUGCACCAGUCAACACUAAGAGGAAGGUACUUCGUACUUUAGCCCGGAUCUACGAUCCAUGUGGUUUCAUUUGCCCAUUAACCUUACCAUUGAAGGUGUUGUUUCGGAGCAUCUGUGAUCAAAAACAUAAAUGGGACACCAACCUACCGGAUGACUUGGUGCAGUCCAUGCAGGAAAUAUUGAACGUAAUAAAAACAGCAGUAAAUCUGGAAUUGCCGAGAUGUGUAACAAAUGUCAAUCCAGAGCUAGAGACAACAUACCAGUUACAUGGGUUUUCUGAUGCCUCAAAGGCUGGAUAUGCUGCUGUUAUUUAUCUAACAACAAGAAGCAACCAAGGCACAUCAAUCUCAUUCUUAAUGGGAAAGUCUAGGAUAGCCAAAGGUGAAGACACAAGUGAACUUCAUAUCCCGAAAUUAGAGCUACUGGGUUUGCUCAUAGCAAGUAGACUCUUGAAAUAUGUGAGAGAGAACCUAUCUCUUCCAAUAAGCAAGGAAAUGUUGUGGACCGAUAGUUUGGUCGUACAUGGAUGGAUGCGGUCAGAUAAAUUGUUACCGCCCUUUGUAUCAAACAGAGUAGAAGAGAUCAGAAAAAACCAAAUGGGAGCAGAGUUGUACUAUAUCAACACUAAAAUGAACCCAGCUGAUGUUGCCACAAGGCCUGACAGAUGGAGUCAAUCCAAGGAACUUUGGUUUAAUGGUCCCACAUUCUUAAAAGAGGAUGAGACAAUGUGGCCUACAGAUAGAUACUAUAUGAACCAUAUGACAGUCCUUUCUGUUGCGGAGGGCCUGGACCAGAGUGGACACAGUAGUAUACCGGAAACUGAUGAUGGUCCAGGAAAUGAGCCAAGAACUGUUGAAGCAAAUGAUAACCAACAGAUGGAAAUUGAAGACCAAAUCGACCAGUUGACAAACAAUAAUUUAAGGGACGACAUUCCAGAGAUUUACUCAGUACAGGACACACCACCUUCACUGAACUCGGCAGCUAGUACUAUAGCAGAAAUAAAGAAACUGCAAAAACUUCAUUUCGCCAACGAGAUUGCAGGAAAGGUAACACAUCUGACUAGAAAUCUUGGACUGUUUCUAGAUGUGGAUGGUGUACUGAGAUGUCAGGGACGAAUGGUCAACACCACAUGGAAUUAUGAUAUGAAACAUCCUAUAUUGCUUCCCAGAGACUGUGAAUUCACAAAAAGGAUAAUCAAGGAAACUCAUGAAAGCAAUUAUCAUGUUGGCACUACACAUACUCUUAGUCUCAUUAGAGAGAAGUACUGGAUUCCACAAGGUAAACGUCAGGUGGAACGAGUGAUCUCGAGAUGUCAGCGGUGUGUCAAACACGGCGGUGGCCCUUAUCGUCUGCCAACUGCGCCUGAUCUACCUACUGAAAGAGUGAACUAUAGCACACCAUUCACGUACUGUGGAGUAGAUUAUUUUGGACCUCUUUAUGUGAACACACCAACUGGCAAACAGAAAAGGUGGGUUGCCCUAUUCACUUGUUUAGCUGUUCGAGCCAUUCAUCUUGAGAUUGUUAACAACUUGACUGCAGAAGAAUGUCUCCUGGCACUCAGAAGAUUUGCUGCUACUAGAAACACACCACAAAGACUGUAUUCAGACAAUGCCACAUGUUUCAAACUAACAUCUGAAGUUGUUAGUAAGCCAUAUUGCAUUGAAAAGGGAAUUGAAUGGAGGUUUAUACCUCAGCUGGCUCCGUGGCAUGGUGGAUUCUAUGAACGACUGAUAGGUGUAGUGAAGCAUUCUCUAAAGCGCACUCUCGAAAAGCACCUUCUCGGAGACAGCAAGCUGUUAACUGUGUUAAAAGAGGUAGAAGCUGUAGUCAACUCAAGACCACUUACUAAAAUUGGAACCGAAGUGAUCCACAUAUUAAGACCAGCCGAUUUCCUAAGCCUGGGGAAAUGCUUAACUUUGACUCCAGCAAUGAACAGUGUUUGUACUGUAGACAGUUCCAAACUUCAAGUUAACCUAAUAGAAAGCUGGAAGAAGGGUCUGAUAGUCCUAGAGGAAUUUAAGAAAAUAUUCAUGGCACAGUACCUGACGAGUCUGAGGGAGAGAUACCAAAACUCUCCUAAACAACCAAGAAUUGUCUCUGAUUGCGAACCUAAAAUAGGGGACAUCGUUCAAAUAAAAUCAGAUCUUAAAAACCGCGAGUUAUGGAAAGUCGGGAAGAUAGCAGAGCUCAUAAGGAGUGCAGAUGGUAAACAUAGGGUCGCUAAAGUUAAAGUUGGAGACUCCAUAAUGACCCGGUCUGUAGGUCAUCUCUACCCGCUAGAGACUGAAACAGAUGACUCUCCACAAACUGGAGCGACUGAGGAGGAACAAACUGCACCACCUCUAGACACGCCAAUUGAGUAUUUGGAUCUGGAUGCUGCCCCGAGCGCAAGCGAUAGCAUACAGCCACCACAAACCAAUCCAGUACCUGAGAAUCAUGACGAGGUAUUAGUCGCUGCUGAGGAAGUAAUGAAUGUGCAAGAAUCUAUGAUGGAUACUGAGACAUCAAGAUCUGAGGAAGUUACUUCCAACCCUGACAGUAUCCUGCCGGGAACUAGAACUAAGAGGGACGCUGCUAUUCGAGCCAGAGAGAAAAUCCUGGAGUGGACGCGUCACCUGCUCACACUACUGCAAUAA
Molecule: messenger RNA, 4299 nt
Organism: Cydia amplana
Lineage: Eukaryota; Metazoa; Arthropoda; Insecta; Lepidoptera; Tortricidae
Exons: 2
Coding region: 1-4299 (1432 amino acids)
Biological process (GO): DNA integration
Molecular function (GO): nucleic acid binding
Source: RefSeq, a predicted model, not a curated record